This is a messenger RNA of Aspergillus oryzae RIB40, 5532 nucleotides long. It is a transcript of the gene sec16, whose product is annotated as COPII coat assembly protein SEC16. Gene Ontology annotation, cellular component: endoplasmic reticulum exit site; ER to Golgi transport vesicle membrane. Bases 1 to 5532 code for a protein of 1843 amino acids. NCBI's taxonomy places the organism in Eukaryota, Fungi, Ascomycota, Eurotiomycetes, Eurotiales, Aspergillaceae. Gene Ontology annotation, biological process: COPII vesicle coat assembly; autophagy; Golgi organization. The transcript is spliced from 2 exons. The record is from RefSeq and is a predicted model, not a curated record.
AUGGCUCAUAAUGAGGUAUCGGCAGCCUGGCAUCCGGCCCUCAGAUCGGAGGAUGGUGUGCCCUCAAAUGCGCCUGUCUCGGACGACCUAACACAGGUCUCGAAAGAUUCAAUGACAGAAUCUGCCGCCGAGCUCAAACCCUCCGAGGCGGUUAUCCAAGAGAACGACUUGCAUAGCAGCUCUACAUCCCCGGAUACCGAUGCUUCUGUUAACGUUCAGUCUACAGCCGUCCCGGCCGUAUUGGACUCAGAUACUCCGGUGUACGCUGAGCAAGUCUUGAACCAAGAGAAUGCCCAAAAGAACACUGCAGAAAAUUCCGCGCAGGAAGAUGCCCCAGAUCAUGGUCAGGAGUUGUCUCAAACAAUCUCCGAUGAGCCUCAUGUUAUCGAGACUUCUGAGGAAAGCGCGCCUACUUUGGGGGCUGCUUUUGGGAGCGACGCGAACGGGUCUCACGAUACCGCAGCGCCUGAUUAUAUGAUGGACGAACCUUCUCCAGCAGAACAUGACACUACAGAGCGUCGUGAGGAUAAUGACGCAGCUUCUUGGUUCAAUGAACAGGUUGACAGUGGUGACCGUCAGACUACCAACGAAUUUGUGAAUGACGAUAACCAGGACUUUUGGGGAAGCCCUACAAAUGGUGAUGCCGGAGACGACUUCUUCAAUCAGCUGAAAACUCAAACUAAACCAAUUUAUAUCCCACCAGAAACAGAAUCGAGAUAUGAGGAGGGUGUCCCGUUGCUAGAUAAUACUGUUGAGUCGCCAGUCCAGCCUUCUAUGAAGGAAGAGAGUCAGAUUGAUAAAAUUUUCGAGGAUGACGGUGACGAUGAAGGUGGAGCAUUCUUCAAUGAGGUCCAAGGAUCUGUACCAAAUGAGGGAGUACCAUCCCCCCCUAUUACUCGCAAGAGCACCACACAGGUCAUCGGCUCCCUUGACGCUUCCCCCGACUCCCCGGUCAGCCCCGCAUCCUCAACAGCUCAAGAGUUUAACAAUAUCCUGGCGGCAGCUGCAUCAGAGAACCAAGUCAAGGAAGAUCUUUCUGACGAUGAUUUGGCUGCAAAGUGGCAGGCAGAACUAUCUGAUGACCAGCCUGAGAAGAGCACAGAAGAUGACUUAGCUGCUAGGUGGCAAGCAGCGCUUGAUGACGAUGACGAUUUGCUCCUGGAAGAUGAGAUCGGCAAGGGCCCGAACAAUGGUCAGGAGUCACUUCCUCAGAACCCGAAUGGGAGUGUUCACGAAACGACCCAAGCAACCCUUAGCAGUCCUUUCGGUACUCCGCAGAGCUCAGCACGACCUCAGGCACAACCCACUAGCUACACGCCACAUCAGCCAUCCACAUCCGAUUUACUACAGGGGAUACCAGGCAUUGCUCCUCAAUCAAGUGCCGCUCCAAUGCAAGACUAUUUUGCGCCCCCGGCCCAACCGCGGCCUACCACAAAGAGAGCGGAGAGCUUCGCAGAACGCUCUAAAGAAGGCUACAAGUCACCCUACGACCUGCCAGAUGAUCUCACUCGUCCUCGCAAGCCCGUAGUCACCCACAAACCGGUCGUCGCGCAGCCUGGUAGCAUGCCACCACCACCUCGGAGUAGCAGCAUCCCAGUGCCUCCUACCAAUGCGCCAGGGGUCCCUACUCCACCUCCGGCACCAUCGACAGUUCCAGCUGUCACGACACCCAAGAACUUCUAUGAAGAACUACCUUUGCCACCCCCUCGGCCAAGAUCCCGGCCCGCGAGCUCGGGACGCUAUACGCCUACUGCUAAUAUAGUGACGUCUCCACCGUCUCACUCCCAGCCGCCGCCGCCGCCCCCGGCGAACCCAUACGCUAGUCUCUCUCCUCCUCCGCAGGAUAGUGGUAGUGUCGGGUCUCAAACUCAGUUGCAACAGCCAGAACGCUUAGAUCCGUAUGCAAAUCUAUUGGGUCCCGGUGCUCCAGGUGCCCCGGCAGCGCCUAGCGCAGCGUCACGAUACUCGCCCAAACCACCUACUUUACAACCUGGAACCAAACCUCCAUCGGCACCCAGAUAUUCUCCUGCACCACCUCAAUCCGCUGCUCCUGCACCACCUCGCACCCGGUAUGCUUCUCAGCCAUCUAGCGUCUCUAGUCAAGGAGCUGUUUUGCCGUUCCAACCACGAACCUCAAGUCCGUUAGCUCAUCACGAAAAAGUCUCAUACCAACCGCCAGAGGGCCUUGCUAUUCGAUCCGCCCCAGAAUCAGCAUCUAGCUAUGCUCCCAACGGUAUGCAGCCGCGUCCGAAUCAGCAGGAUGUUUCUAAUUCUAUCACAGCUCCCGUUGGAGCUGCAGGUUCGGCUGCUGUGACGGCCGUCCCUGAAAACGUGUCGGCAGCCAUUCAGCCCACCUCACCUCCGAGAAAUCCAUAUGCUCCUCCAGCGUAUAUAAACGAAUUUUCAAAGCGCGUUGCCCCUAUGGCUAGUCCUCCGCCGGCAGUUGUGCCUCCUACUGGUGACGCUCAAUUUGUUCCGCCUCGCAGGUCACAAACUCAAUCUCCUAGCCAACAGGCGUCGGCUCCAGGAUUAUCUGUCCCUUCGGAUUCUUUACAGCGGCCUGCUUCGGUUCAUGCUCCUGCUUCCCCAACGAAGUCCGCCAACCCCUACGCACCGUCUCAGAUUUCUAUCCAUAACCGUGUCCCAUCACAGCCACUUGAGUUCAUCCCACCGAAUGAUGGACAGGAACUGGACCCGCUUGAGCGAUGGAAGGGCGCCCCAAUUGUCAAGUUUGGAUUCGGUGGCUCUAUAACGUCCUGUUUCCCUAAGCAUGUACCUCGAUAUGCUGCUGGUCAAGCCGCGCCAAAAAUCAAGUCUACCCCAGGAGAAGUGAAGAUAUUUUCAGCCAACGAUUGGGUGCCUAUCACUGAAGGUAUUGUGCAGCACCCAGGCCCACUCAAGAACAAGUCCAAAAAGAAGGACCUAGUUGCCUGGCUUUCGAGUAAAAUUGCGGCCUUUGAAAAUGAGGGCAUCUCUGAAGCAGCUCAAUUACAUCCUGAGUCUUCGAAACGGCAUGAUGAGAAGAUAUUACUGUGGAAGAUUGUUCGUGCGUUGGUAGAACACGAUGGUGUCUUGGAAGGGUCAGCUGAGGUAGAGAAGUCUUUACGCUACAUUAUAUUUCCUCACCUGCAAAAUUCAGAGCCUGAGUCGACUUCCGGAGUCAACCUCCCAGCCUUCAAUGCUCUGCCGCCACUGAAUGCCCCUUCCCAAUCAGAUGCUACUGACAGUCAGUCACUAGAGAGCAUUCGCAACAGCCUUCUCGUGGGCAACCGGGAGAAAGCUGUUUGGGAUGCCGUGGACAAUCGUCUCUGGGGUCAUGCUAUGGUAAUAGCCUCAACCCUCGAUAGGUCUGUCUGGAAGCAGGUCGUUCAAGAAUUUGUCAGACGUGAAGUCAAAUCUACGACUGGUAACUCGGAGUCACUCGCAGCGCUCUAUGAAAUCUUCGCUGGGAAUGUUGAUGAAAGCGUUGAUGAGCUUGUUCCCCCGUCGGCAAGAGCGGGCUUCCAGAUGGUCAGUAAGGUUGGCGGACAAGGGCCGUCUAAAAAUGCCCUUGAAGGUCUGGAUAGCUGGAGGGAUACGUUGGGACUAGUUUUAAGCAACCGCAGUCCCGAAGACCACAAGGCCCUGUUGGCCCUUGGUCGGCUGCUGUUAUCAUACGGUCGGACGGAAGCUGCUCAUAUUUGUUUUAUGUUUUCACGAGCCGCGGUAUUUGGCGGUGCGGAUGACCCACAAACGAGUAUAGUUUUACUGGGAGCCGACCACCAGCAUUUACCCUUGAACGUGUUGCAGGAUGACGAUGCAAUCUUGCUCACUGAAGCAUAUGAAUACGCGGUUUCAGUCUUGGCGGGCUCUCCUACGUCUACAUUACCACAUCUGUUGGCAUUCAAGCUCAUCCAUGCUUGCUCUCUUGCAGAGCAUGGUCGCAAAUCGGAGGCUUUGCAGUACGUCGAUGCCAUUACAGCAGCUCUAAACGCAACUACAAAGCCAUCCGGCUAUCACAACCAACACCUGCUUUUCGGAGUGGACGAGCUCUCAGCGCGCUUGAGACAAACGACCAGUGACAGUGGGUCUUCCUGGAUCUCUAGACCAAGCAUGGAGAAGGUUUCUGGCUCAAUGUGGGCCAAGUUCAACAGUUUCGUUGCUGGUGAAGAUAGCGACGCCGCCUCGACGGGUUCCGGGAAAGCUGGAGACGGAGAUAUUGGGCCAUUUGCUAAGUUUUCCGGCACUCCAACCGUCAGUCGAUCGCCAUCAGUGUCGGACUUUGGGCCCUACUCUUUGCCCGCAGCCCAGUCAGUUCCAGGCAGUGGUCCUUCGCGGUAUCAACCUGGCAACCAAUACGUCCCCAACUCUUCCCCUGAACAAUAUCGGGGAAGAUCAUCCCUUGAUUCUCAGAGAUCAUCGUCGUUCGGGUUCCCGUUUGGGCAACGACGAGGCUCCCAAGAACCAUCGACACCUGUUGAAAGUAGUAUGUAUCAAGGUGGCCCACUUUACGGGUCUCCAUCUGCCGCUGGCUAUCAAUCUACUCCCCCUCAAGCAUCGUAUAUGCCUCUGGCGCCUGUUGUGGAAGAUUCAGCCCCUCAGCCCUACCCCGUCGAACCUGCCCCAAUGCAAGGAUCUCCUGUGAAUAUUUCACCCUAUCAACCCCCUGCUAAUGAGUCCUUUGGCGAACCUCUGGAUCAAAGUUCGGCGACAGUGCCUGCAUCCAGCAUGGCCGGCUACGUUCCGCCCGGUGCCGGUGGUGGCUAUGAACCGCCUUCCGUCGAAAUUAGCGCAGCUCCUGCAUUGGAUACCACGGAAGAGCCCACCCAUCAAGAUGUACUAAAAAAGAAGAAGUCCUUCAUGGACGAUGAUGAUGAUGAUGACCUUGCGGCGCGUGCAGCCGCUAUUCAGAAGGCCGAAAAGGCACGCAAAGACCGCGAAGCCGAUGAGGCCUUCAGAAAAGCUGCAGAAGCUGAUGCCAAGAGACCUCCUGCAGCGAAGAAAUCAUGGUUUGGUGGUUGGUUUGGAGGAGCAAAGAAGGAGAACGACAACAACAACAACUCAGGGGGACCUAUCCGUGCCAAACUUGGCGAGGAAAACUCUUUCUAUUAUGAUAAGGAGUUGAAGAAAUGGGUCAACAAGAAAGAUCCGAAUAGCGCCAGUGUAUCGCGUGGCACACCGCCGCCACCCAAAGCGUCAGCUCCUAGCAGAAGUGCUAGUGGCAGCACCGCACCGCCUGCGGCAAGCAUGGGUUUGGGACUGGAUAGUAGACCUCCAUCGUCUGCAGGUGCUCCUCCGUCACUAUCCAGUAGCCCAGCGCCACCCUCGCUUGCUGCUCCCCCACCUAUGCUAGGCACUGCUCGGUCAGCCUCUACUAGUGCAGCCAUGCCCACGCCACCAAUAGGCUCGUCUUUGCCCCCUCCUCCUCGCCCUGCAACAUCGUUGAGUAAUGCCAGCUCCAUAGAUGACCUUCUUGGAGCACCACAGGCGCGCAAGGGCACAUCUGCCAAGGGACGGAAGAAGGGCCGAUAUGUCGAUGUGAUGGCGAAAUAA